Molecule: messenger RNA, 708 nt
Organism: Trichoderma aggressivum f. europaeum
Lineage: Eukaryota; Fungi; Ascomycota; Sordariomycetes; Hypocreales; Hypocreaceae
Exons: 2
Coding region: 1-708 (235 amino acids)
Source: RefSeq, a predicted model, not a curated record
AUGCACUUGCGGUCGGGGUACAUUAUUGCCAUGUCAACACAGAAAUGGACUGGCCAGAAGUUUGACGACAAGGGUAAUGUGCUACCAUUUCCAGGCAACACCAUCAUCUGCCACCUCCUACGGGACAGCGAAUUAUACAAAGCGCUUUUACCAAUUCAUGAAAUACUCCAGAAGAGCAGAUUCACCAAAUUCUACACUCUUCUUCCACCGCCGAGCUGGCACAUGACCGUCUUUGAGGGUGUUUGCGAUCAGCGGCGCAAGCGUGAGGUGUGGCCCCAGGAGCUGCCGCUUGAUGCACCACUGCAAAGCUGUCAUGACCUCUUUCGCGAUAAGCUUUCCACAUUUGACCUUUGCGUUCAGCCUUCCCUGAAACUGUCUGUUACCGGACUGGUGAUGAGCAAGGCUGGAAUUCGCCUUGACCUAGCCGCCGUUGACGAUGCUGAAGAGAAGCGCUUACGAGGACUCCGUGAUCGACUGUCUGAUCUGUUGCAAAUCCGGGCUCCAGGUCAUGAGACGUAUGUUUUCCAUCUGGCUCUCGCAUAUAGAAUCGUUGCUGUUAGUAAGGCAGAUGGCGAGGCUCUCACAAUGCUGCUUCAGAAGGGAUACGAGACUAUUCCUCAUGAGUUUGAGCUUGGCAUGCCCGAAUUCUGCCACUUUGACGACAUGUUUGCAUUUCAUCGGCAGUUCUAUCUCAAAGAACAAAGUUAA